CCUCUUUUAGAGAAGCCUAGCCCAUUGCGGGGGACGCUCGUAGCCUACAGUAACAAUUCCACAGUCUUCCGCAGGAGCGGCUGAAUCCCAUCAUCGUUGGGCUGUGGACUAGGCUAAUGAUGAGCCUUCAUUGAAUUGGCAGUAACAAUAUCGUUUUGAUACGUUUGCAAUUAAUAUAUAGGCCUACCAAGAACGCAUUCUAAUGUCUUGACUGAUUGAUUCAGUUAUUGAUACCCGUGUCUCAUUUUCGACUGCCUAUGCUAUACUAGCAGAUUCUGACGCUGGACUUCCUAGUAGCCGCUCAUCUCUGCCGCAGACCUUCCGUUCCAGUCUGCUGAUAGCCCACAAGAUUAUUCGCACUUCAGAGCUUGGACACGCUGUUAGGCUUUUAACGAAAAUCGGUUUAACAGACACAUUGUUGAAAAGAAAACGUCUAUACGUGUUUUUGCCGCCUAUAUAAUGCCGAGACAUUUACGAUUCCGAAGAAGGUCAUUCCUUGGGCUUAUUUUCCUUUUUUCACUGUCCACCUCCGCAUUGUACUUCAUCUAUUCAGCGCCCGGUAUCGUGAACGAGUACCUGUUCAUGGUCCAGGCCAGGGGGAUCCAGAUCCGUGAGAAUGUGAAGAACAUCGGUGCCCAGGUUCUAGAGCAGGUGGUGAGAGGAGCGUACAGUGCCAACAGCACAGACUAUACGUAUGACUUCAACCCAGUUGAGAGUGACGAUCCAGCCACCUCGUUCCUCCCUGUGGGCUUCACGUACCUAUCUUCCCAGGUCUGCCCCGAGAAAUUGCCCACCAUGAACGGCAGGUUGCAGGUUAAUAUGAGUGAGGUGUCUCUGGAGGAGGUGGAGCGCGUGCUGUUGGCAGCAGAGCCAAGCUUGUCCCCAGGAGGCUACUGGAAGCCACAGGACUGUGUUCCCCGCUGGAAGGUGGCGAUCCUGGUCCCUUUCAGGAACCGUCAUGAGCACCUGCCUAUCCUCCUCAACCACCUGGUGCCAGUACUGCAGAGUCAGAGGCUGCAGUUUGCAUUCUAUGUCAUAGAGCAGACAGGGACAGAGCCGUUUAACAGGGCCAUGCUGUUCAAUGUGGGCUUCAAGGAAGCCAUGAAAGACAUGGACUGGGACUGCCUCGUGUUCCACGAUGUCGACCACCUCAUGGAGAACGACAGGAACUACUAUGGCUGCGGAGAGAUGCCUCGUCACUUCGCUGUCAAGCUCAACAAGUACUCCUACAUGCUUCCGUAUGACGAGUUCUUCGGUGGCGUCAGUGGUCUCACGGUGGAACAGUACAGAAAGAUCAACGGCUUUCCCAAUGCAUUCUGGGGCUGGGGAGGGGAAGAUGAUGAUCUGUGGAACAGGGUGCAGUAUGCUAACUAUACUGUCAGUCGGCCGCAGGGUGAACUCGGUCGGUACAUGUCCAUCCCUCACCAUCACCGUGGAGAAGUCCAGUUUCUGGGCAGGUAUACUCUGCUGCGCCAUUCUAAGGAGAGACAGAGUCUGGAUGGCCUUAACAACCUGCACUACUCCCCCCUGGUGUCCCGGAGGCCUCUCUACACCAACGUUUCUGUCAGCCUGAGCCGACAGUUAGCCCAGAUUGUGGACUACUAACCAGGCAUUCCUCCUAGGCCACGAAGGCUGUCGACCAUGUCGCUAGUCUCAGCACUGCUUUCAACCUUACUGAUAUGCAUUUCAUUUCGUUUUUGUUGUUGUUAGGAUGCAAAAAAAAAAGGAGACACGCAGAAGUAUGUUGGUUAAUCAUAUGAGAGUAAGGGAUACGACUCGUUCAUGAUCCAUCGCUCCUCUCAUCCGGGCUUCUCCAGUCUUCUGUCUCCACCUGCCUUUCACACCAUUUUGGCCUUUGAUAUGGACACAUGCGUUCUUUAUUUCAGUCCUUCGUACAGUCAUUGUUUUUCAAUUCCAUUUUUUUAUGUUCCUCCCCCGGCUCACUGUGUCACCGUCCUGUCAAGCUUCCUGUCUGGGGCUCAUCCCAACACGAACACGUUCUCAACCCUUAGACAGGUACCCAGGACACAGUAUCUAACACAGCCACACCUAAGUACACACACACACACACACUAACACACAUGCAGUACAGUGUGCACACACACACACACACACAGGCUGACCUAGUCCUGAAACAUUUGGUUAUCUGCUUCUGCACUGAAUAUUUUCAGUUAUAUGAUAAUAUAAAUUAAGAAAGAGACAAAGGCGCACUCUCUCUCUCUCUCUCUUUCUCUCUCACCAACCACACGUGCACACACACACACCGACCUUUGCAGCUGGCCCUGUACAGGGUAUGCCAAAUCUAUUGAGUGUGCAUGAACAGUGGCAGUGCAACGAGGAAAGAUUGGAUAUAAAAUGUGUAGCUACUGUAUACUGUAUGUACAAAGUGUAGCAUGCUAGUGUGGAUACUACGUGUGCUAAUCCUUAGAUAGACGUGUACAUGUUCUGCGUCUAGGCUGUGGCAAUGUGUUUGACGCCAGCGAGACGUCGUCAGCUUUCCAAUUCCCUGCUCAGGCUGCUUUGGAAUCACUUUGUCUAACCUACCGUUUACAAGGAUCUACAUGCAUUACAACCUCUACUAGCUCUGGCCAUACUGUGUCGUGACAUACAAAAGGACAGUGGACAGGAAGGGUAGCUAUUAGAGUAGACAAGCCCUGUAUGUAAACCACACUGUAGACCCACCUUUGCCUAAACAAACAUGCUAGGCAGCUGGCCACUCAGAGCUUUCACACAUUUGUUUGUUUGUGUGUGAGCGCGCCUGUGUGUGAAUAAGGGAGGACCUAUGCAAAAGCAUACUAGUCAGCGUCCUGUUUUUCAUGCUUCUCUGGGGGGGAUGUCCCCCCCCCAACCUGAGAAAUAUUCACUGUUGACCUUGUGACAUGGACGGAAGAUGCCGCAAACCAGGGAGACAAACGGUGUUUGCGUCUCCCUAUCUACUUUCUAGCUGUAUCGUUUGCUCACCUGCAUUUCUAUAGUCAUAGAGCUGUAAGAGAUGACGAAAGCCAGUGUCUGUCUAGGAGACACUGCGUUGUGUUUACAGUAGACCAUCGGGACAGGACUUUAACGUUGUACAGCCACUGCUUAUUCACCAAAGUCAAAUGAGAGGCCAAGAGGCAGCAGAGCCGCAGCCAUUAUGCUGUUAGCACCCGGCUAAUCUAUGGCCCGUGUGUGCUGUUUGCAUGCACUGCCUUGUGGCGGUACACAAAACACUGGCUUUUGACGCGCAGGGGGUGUGUCAACUCAUGAAUCUUGUUAGUAUCGAUGGAAGGCCCUCUUCACAGCACACAGCCACCCUGAGCGCGUAUGUCCUUUUGCGUUCCUCUGUGUGUUUUACAGUGUUCAUUUGAAUGACGUUUUUAGUAGUAGUUGAAAACAAAUGAGCGAAAGCUUUAUCGACACAUUUUCCCCUCUCCUGCCUAUGGUGCAUGUCUGCCCUUUAGACAGCUUCAACUGAGCUUCUGUUAGUUCAUGUCACACAGAUCGCCUUGUCUAAACAUUGACUUGGGGGGGGGGGGGAAGUACCUGUUUAAUUGUGGUAUCUAUUAUGAUGUGAGGCUGGACCUCAUUUAUUUAUUGAAUCUUUUAUGAAUUACUUUCAGUGUUUGAUUUUGGAUGCAGGUGUGUUAGUAUAAUUAUAUCGUUGAAAACAAAUGACAGACUGUGUUAGAAGCACUGAUACUAGUUCUGGUUUCAGACUGAAAUGUUGAGAUUCAAACCUGUAUGGAAUUAUGUGUGUGUCAGGGACGGGGCUAUUCCAAAUAGCACUUUCUAUCAACGUGAUUCACUUGUUAAUCUGAUUUAAAAAGGCACUGGAGGUGGUAGAAGCCAUUUUGUAUGACGACCACAGGAAGAGAACUGCUUGAUGUCACUUCCUCUCAUUCUGCACCUCUAAUUUUUUUUUUCUUGAAACAUCAGGCAUUGUGAAACAUCAGGCAUUGUGAAACAUCAGGCAUUAGGAAACAAUGGGCAUCUUUGGGGGGUGUCACUCCUAUACAUGUUGUAACCCGUCAGUAACAAUUGAAAACAUAAGAUGUUGAUGCCCAAUAGAUGUCCAUGAUUUAUAUGUAGGUAUAUGUUGUCUUUUAAGUUAAAAAAUAAGUUAAAAAAUUGUGUUUUGCUUACAAAAGGCACAUGUUUACCUUGAAAAGCCAUUCAUUCCGAGGUGUAUAGUGUGGGGGGAGUGGGGGAGGGAGAGACAAAAGUUUUCUUCUCUAAGUGUGUUUGAGUGAAAUGGCUGGACCUGUCUGUGCCACUUGGCCUCAGUGUCUUUCACGUCAGAAGUUCGUUGUUUUCGUUAGUCCUCCAGCUCAUGUGAAAUGAACUAGCUCAAUAGGCUUCCACACUCACAAUACUGUACAUCCUGCUUGACGUCCAAUCAAUGAGUGAAGAGUGUACUGUAAUUCACAGAAACAACAGACCCUGAGAAUACUGUAUACCUGGAAGAAGUCGAAGUGAGGGCCUCAGGAUUAAUGUUGUUGUUUUGACCGACCACGAGUCAGUGACUUGACUUCCCAAAGUAGAAUCAUGGAGCGAGCUAUCUCUGACAAGAACUCGUCGUAACUAAAUAGGACUUGAUGGGUUUUAGUUGGCAACUGGUUAUCAAGCCAGGCGUCAAGUGCCUGUGCUAAACAUCAUGACAGCUAGCUGGUCAGUAGUGAUCCAUCUUAGUGACCCCAGUGCUCAGUGAGGUGUGUUGGUCACUGCCUUGUCUCCCAGGUCUGCCUCUGGGCCAGGCUUACACCCAUUCCAUUCUGUGCCAGUCUAAAUGACGGGCCCUCCACUGCACACAGUGCCCUGACAUGACUGGCAGCCUUAAACUCUUUCAUUUAUUUAAGUGAUUUUACACAGGUUUUUAUUUUUUUAUAAGCAAAUCUAUUUAAAUGGAAAAGUGUGUCUCGACUAACGUCCACUGUAAAUAUUGCCACGUGUAGUUUUUGAACGUUUUGGAAGAAACAUUAAAUAUAGCCCUGUGGAUGCUAGGUGAACAAAUGGGGGGUAUGUAAGGGUUAGGUUGAUGUCUGUUUGGAGAUGUGAGAGUUCCACUAAAGCCAGUUGGGCUCCUUGAAAGCUUUCACAUCCCUGCUUCCCCAGCUCACCCUCUCGUGAGGACGAAGGUGAGGUUCGUUCUCUCCCUUCUCUCCUGGAGCUCUGCUCCCUACUGGUCAAGCACUAGAAGCUGCCAAGAGAGACCUCCCAAACAGCAAACCCGAAAUCUCUUUUGUACUGUAGUAACAGCUGUAAGCAGGACACAGGUCCACAUUUAUCACUGUAGGAUUUAAAAAGCACUGCAUCAGCCAAUAUGUUCUUGCGCAAUACUGCUUGCCAUGCUUACGAUGGGGAAAGGCACCCAAACCCAGCUUGGCUACCAACUCCACUUCCUGCAAUCUAGAAAAAUGUUUUUGUAUGAAAGUAAAUGAUAUCAAAAAAUGAAUAAAUUCCGAACUAGAUUUAAAUUCUCUUGUCAGAUUGGAAGGAGUGACGUUCUCUUUUGAAUUUAAGCCAUUUGAAGCCACUUGUAAAACUUGAUGUGGGCCUUAUGUGUAUCCGUUUGUGUAUCGACAUUAUCUUUUGAUUAUUCAAAUUUUUAUGAUGGAGAUUUUUUUUUUACCAUAGUUGUUAUUGUAAAUACACCAAUAAAUUGAACUUCGAAAGAUG
Hypomesus transpacificus is the source of this 5655-nucleotide messenger RNA. It is a transcript of the gene b4galt5, whose product is annotated as UDP-Gal:betaGlcNAc beta 1,4- galactosyltransferase, polypeptide 5. The coding region runs from base 460 to 1605 and encodes 381 amino acids. The transcript is spliced from 9 exons. The record is from RefSeq and is a predicted model, not a curated record. Gene Ontology annotation, molecular function: UDP-galactose:glucosylceramide beta-1,4-galactosyltransferase activity. Lineage: Eukaryota; Metazoa; Chordata; Actinopteri; Osmeriformes; Osmeridae. Gene Ontology annotation, biological process: carbohydrate metabolic process; glycoprotein biosynthetic process.